This is a messenger RNA of Oryza brachyantha (malo sina), 4737 nucleotides long. RefSeq lists its product as uncharacterized. The coding region runs from base 668 to 4399 and encodes 1243 amino acids. The record is from RefSeq and is a predicted model, not a curated record. The transcript has 4 exons. Lineage: Eukaryota; Viridiplantae; Streptophyta; Magnoliopsida; Poales; Poaceae.
GCCUUUGAUGUGUGAGUGGUUGGUGUUUCCUUCUCUCCCCUUCCCCUCUCCCUCUCUCUCUCUCUCUCCCUCUCUCUCUUUAUUUUUUUCCAUGAAUUUCUCCUUGCUGAUUAAUAAUUUCGUCGCUCCUAUCUUCUCUUGCUGCUGCGUGGAGGAGCUAGGAGGGAGAGAGAGAGUGGGAUAGAGAGAGAAAGUAGCCGCAGCCGCAGCCGCAGCAGCAAAGCCAACAAAAUCAGCAGCCUCCUCUCCAUUUUUCUCCCCCCUUUCUCCUCUCUCUCUUCCCCUCUCUCGGCUCAUCUGCUCUUCAAGCGCUCUCGCCUCAGUCCCCUCCCCCCUCCCUCCCUCUCUCACGCCACCAAAUCAAGGCCAGUCGAUCGGCUCCCGGCCGCGGAGCUCGUCGGCUACCCCCCCCCUCUCACCGCGUGGAUCUGCCGGCGGGGAUGGCCGGCGUGCUGGGGAGGAACGGAUGCGAGGAAAGGUGGCUGAGGUGGUAGUGGGUGACCAAGGAAGCAAAGUUUCUUGCUUUCACCUGGUGUAAUUACCAUCCUGUUAUGCUGGAGGCCAAGGAUAAGAGCAGGCCCAAUUGCUUCAGAGCUCUUGGGUUCUUGGUGCCGACUGUAGCAGCAGCAGCAGUAGAUCUGGGGCGGUCAGCGAAGGCGUUCAUCAGAUGUUAUCCAGUGAGGAGCCUUCAGGCCCCUCUUGCUCCUCCAAGUCCUUUACCCAGCAGGGCGUGAGCGCUGCUCCGGCGACGUCCCCCGGCGAGGCGCCGGCGUGCCAAGAUCCCACAGAUCUGGUCCAACCGUGCCCCAAGUUCUCCAUAAGAGAUUAUGUUUUUGCUUCGAGGAGCAAAGGGAUCAAGAGAAGCUGGCCUUUCCAUCAACGAUCGCUGCAGCUUUGCCUGAAGCGUGGUGUAAAGGAUCUGCUACCACCAUUUGAACCUCCUGAUUCGAUUCGAUCCCAGUCUUUGAAUACUUCCAUAAACGUUGAGCGAUCUGCUACAUGUUCAGAAGCCAAUGCUUCUGAUGGUCUGGUGAAGACUAGAGAUGAUGGUUCGUCUAAUGUGAAUGCAAGCAAUAUCAGUUUCCAGUCAUGCCAACCAGUAACUGAGUCACUUGGUCCUUCACAGUAUACCUCACCAGAGGAUGGGAAAUCUGCUCUUGACCAAGGAGAAAAUUCGAAUGAAUUGGAUCACAAUGAUGAGGUUAUACCAGUAGAUCUGCAAGUUAAUAGUUGCACCAAAGCAACUCGGCAAACCGAAGGUGCUGUAUCCUCUUGGCGAUCGAAAAACAUUGACUCUUCGCGUGAGCCAUCAGAAAAGAAGUGUAAGUUAGUAGUCAAACUAGGCUCCUUGACGCGGGCAGAAGAGGUGGCGUCUAACUCUAGCACGGUUUCAGACCCAAUGGCUUCAAAAACUUGUCCUGUUUGCAAAGUGUUUGCCUCUACAUCGAACACAACCUUGAAUGCCCAUAUGGACCAGUGCCUUUCUGUUGAGUCUAAUACUGAGCCAGUGGAAACAGUUAUCAUGAAGCCUAAAGUGAAGCCAAGGAAGAAACGACUGAUGGUGGAUAUUUAUAGGACUGCUCGUCUGUUCACUCUUGAGGACCUUGAUAGGAGGAAUGGCACUAAUUGGGCUAUCGAAUUGGCCGCGCCUACCACUAACAAGGAGGUGUGCACUGAGAACCGUAGCCCAGAAGUGGUACCAUUUGACCCAAGAGAAGAAGAAAGAGAAGGCGAUGUCUAUGUUGAUUCCAAUGGGAUAAAAAUUCGGAUUUUGUCCAAGUCUAGUGAAGCAUCUUUGGUGUUGAAGGACGAACAUAAUUCAAGGAAAGUUGCCAAGAAUGAGACUGGAAAAAGUAUAUUGAUGAGCAAGUCGUGCUUGAAAUCCAAAAUAUUUAAGAAUAAGAAGAUCAAGAUUCCAGGAAAGAAGCACAAACAACUUAACCGAUCGAAUACCCAGGUUCGAUCACAUACAAAUGGGGAUAUGCAUGAGCACACCUCUGAGGAGGAAGAGGAGGAGUCCGCUAUGCAUGUGCAGAAACCUACUGAAAGCACAAGUUAUGGUUCCGAAACUAUAAGGCAAUGGGUGGGCUCCAAACGCUCAGAUCUCUCUAAGAAUGGUGCCCGAAAACUUACUGAUAAAGCAUAUAAGAGUAUAGCACCUGGAACCAAGAAGUUGGCUAGGAACGGCAUGCAUGGUUUUGACGAUUCUCAAAUAUCAGACAGUCCUCCUGAGGCUUUAUCUUCGCAACCACCAGAAGAGAUGGUGACCACUUCAGAAGCUAAUGAUGAUGAUCAGAACGACUCUUCGAGAUUGCUCAGAUCAAUUCCUAGAUGGUCUUCAAAAACCACUCCAUCCAGCAGUGUUAUACCAAAAGUACCUCGGUCUGCUGCUGCUCUUGCCAAGAGGAAAAUAAAGGAGAUUGGAAGGAGAGAGGCUUACAGGUCUGAUAAAUAUGAUACAGUGAGGAAUUCCACCUCGAUCAGAAGCUCUGUAUGUCGGGGCCCUUCCUCCUCUGUUGCAGGGCUGAGUGAUGGCUCAAAUAGGGCAGCAUCUACCAAGAAGUUCCGGAAGAACAGAUCUCUGUUGAGGACUGGCAGGCGUGAAUUCUCAGCUUCUAACAGUGGGUUAGUUCAUAGUUUUGUUCAAGACCAUGGGCCUAAUCCGAAUCAUAUAAACAAGAAGUUCAGGGAUAGUAACAAGAAAAUCUCCAAGAAGCUUAAGAAGCACACUCAAGAAGAUACUGCAGAUAAUGAUUUCUCUUAUGAAACUGAUGUACCAGCACUGGGACAAGGGUAUGAUCAAUAUGAUGUGGCACAGCAAGCAGGAAGUGCACAGAUGUAUGAUCAAGGUGAAGAACCUGAAACUGAAAUGCAACGUGGAUCAGCCUCCAGAAGUAAUCCUGUGGACUGCAGCAAUGAAAUGAGCAGUGAUUCUUUGAAUCCGGAAAACAACGAAGCAACAGAUGAUGUUUUGGCUGAAGGCUGUGGUGUAGCAAUGGUGGAUCCAUGCUCUAAUGAGAAAUCUGCACAUCAUGCUCAUGCACCCAACAUUGUUGCCAAUAAUGAUGUGGAGGAAUGGCAAAUAGAUCCAUCUUCAACUAAGGAAUCUAGUGCCUGCUUGACUAAUAAUAGGGACAUGGGUCUUGGAGUUCCUCAGGAUAACUCAUCAAUUACAUCAAACAGAGAAGAUUCUACCCUAGAUCAUGGUUUGGUUUUUGAUCGUGGCUCAUCUGACUCCCCAAUUUCAACUGCCUCGACAAUGUCUCCUUCAACUUCUUUGAGGGACUCAAGGAUUAAGUGGUCUGAACCAGGUCUAACCACUGUUAAUUCUAGGGCUGUUGAAGAACAGAUUUCUGGGAGCUUAAAUCAAGAAACCAGGUCAACACCGCUUGCAAGAGAAUGUGAACAGUUGCCUGAGAAGCCCUGUCGUUGCACUUGUCGGGAGAGCACUUCCAGGGAGUCUCCGGUGCACCAUGAAAGUGCAACAACCAGAUCAGUGCCAACUUUUAAUGGAAGGCAGGUUCCGCAGUUGAACAUAGGUUUACGGGCAUCAUCAUCGUUCAGCACGUACCAAAGAACCAGCACAAAGGCAAACCCUUCCCUAGAUUCACAUGAUCAAACAUUAGCUGGUAAGGUUUCAGCUGAGCCUACCAUGAGCCACCCAUCUUAUACAACAGACUGUAUGAGCCCAUCAAUACAAACUCAGCUUCCUUCACCAUCAAAUCCUAUUUUGAGAUUGAUGGGCAAGAACCUGAUGGUGAUGAACAGUGAGGAGAGUGGGCAUCCUCAGGCACCUAGUUCAGACUACAUGAUGAGAGGAAAUUACAUGGCACCUGGUUGUUUUGUGCCUCAAAACUACCAACAUAUUGGUGAUCCUGCAUUUAUGAACACAACUCCAUCAACAGCCAAUCACCAAAUUCCUCUAUCAAGUGUACAAGCUGGCAACUUUUCUGGGCCUCCACUGCAUAAUGGUUCCAUGGCACAACCUGAUUAUCAUUCUCCACAGAAGCCCUACAGGAAUCUUGUUCCAGUCAUGCAUCACCCAUCAUACAUGAUGAAAGAAGUAAUCAUGAUUAAUGACUCCCCUGACCACAGAAGCAAUCCACAAAUCACUAUGAUGCUUCCCUCUGCUCCUCCUCCAGCUACAAUAGCGGUUCCAAAUACUGUGGCAUCAAGGCCUUUUUACUGCCUUCCAUCCCAAAACCAGCUUUUGCAAAGGGAGAGUGCUGUUGGACCCCUACCUGUAUUCACAAACAUUAGCCCAAUGGUUGGUGUUAGCCCAUCGAGUCAAGGAAGCAAGGCGGAAGUAGCACAUCCUUACAUGUCAAAUGCAUUCUAUGUGCAAUCUCCAGGUGGUUUCAUAAACCCAUCGGUCUACUACUCGCAAAAUUUAAGGUGAUGAUUCCUCAGUAACUCAAAUGAAGAAGAGAAUUCUAUUAGCUUCUUGGUCAUCAAUGCCAAAGUGGGAAUAAUGAGAGCUUUGUGAUGAGUCUAAAAUUCUGAGAUUAGUGAACCUGCAUAAGAUGCCUGACUUUUCACGAGGAUUUUUCACAUAGGUUGCCUCUUUAGUUUUUGGUUUCAGGUAAACUUGUUUGCCUUCAAAGUACUUUGAUUACAUCCUGCAAAGUUCCAGUAAGUUAUAGUAUGGCAUUGUCCAAUAGUGCUCAAGGAUAUACCUCACUAUUUAUCGAAGAAACUAAUAGCUUACAUUGCAGCAAAAGUUUUUUUUUUCCCUUU